Durio zibethinus is the source of this 2171-nucleotide messenger RNA. RefSeq lists its product as uncharacterized. NCBI's taxonomy places the organism in Eukaryota, Viridiplantae, Streptophyta, Magnoliopsida, Malvales, Malvaceae. The record is from RefSeq and is a predicted model, not a curated record.
GACAACGAGGGGGUUAGGCUUCGGUACUACUACCGUGCCUGCACAUUUCCCCGAAAUUAUCAUUCCGUACCUUUAGCAUUCAUACAUAUUCAACUUCUUUUUCAUUCCAUUUCUAUUUCUACAUUAUUGCCUUUUGACCCAUCGCUUCCAUUUUUCUUUUUUUCUUUUUUUUCCUUUCUUUCAAGUUCAACGUUUUUUGCAAACCAUAUUUGCCCUUUAAAACAUAACUAAUUGAAUAAGCCAUCAUCGUUAUCAUCAUCACAUUCCCAUGUCUCCCUUCUUUUUCCAAACGUCCCCACUCCCUUCUCCCUUCCAAAAAACCUCUUUCUUUCUCUCUUUGAAGAUUUUCUCUACUUAAUUUUCUUUUUGUCUCACAAAAACAAAAAGCCCACAAGUUUUCUUAUAUUUUUUUCUUCUCUUGAAUAUGAAUUGGUGACCAUUGAGAGGAGUUUUUCUUUUUUUUUUGUUAAAUAAAGAAUUAUAUAGCUUUCUGCCCGAUCCGACCCGAAAAUGCCCAUGGAUCGAACCCUACAAUCGGAGAGCAUGAGAUCGCCGACCGUGCUAUCAAUCGAAUGUCUAAAAGGGAGCUCAAAAGCCGACGAAUGGACCGGAGACAUGCUCCAGACUGGGGAUAUUGUUGAGGAGAUUCGAAUAGGAUCUGGCUCUGGACUCACCCAUAAGGCACCUUUCAAAGGCGGCAAGAGCGGAGUCCAGAAGAUUCUUUACAGCUCCUAUAAGAAUAAGGAGACCUCGAUUCUCGUCCGAGUUAGGCGAGGCAGCGACGAGUUCGCUCAGCUGCAAGCGUGUAUCGUGCCUAACGAGUCUGGCGGGAAAAAGCAAUAUAUGUUGAGGUCUAUAGCCGAUCCCAAUUACGCUGUCGGGUUUUCUGAUCGCUCUGAGUCCGAGUGCUUCGAGUUGCAAGCUUCAAGAAACUCCAGGAUGGUCAGUGAACUAUCAAGGACAAGGCUUCAGGAUGGAUAUGUCUCAUAUCCAUGGGAGAGGAGGAUGCUGGAGGUACUAUCAGUUCCAAACUCAAGUUGUUUUCUUUCUAUUCUCCUCCUUCCAAAAGCUUCAGAUAGAGUGGCCUCUCGAUACAAUGACUUGGAGGAUACCCUUGCUCGAGCAAAUGCUUGGCUUAUUGCAUCUCAGGCCUCUGGGGUCCCCAUUGUUUUCAUGAAUAUCCAGAGUGAAUCCUUGCUUACUAAGAUUUCCGGAGAGACAGCCUCAGCUACUGUAAAUGCUGGGUCAUUAUCUGAUUUAUCAAACCUAGCCAAUGCAAGCCUAUAUGGUUUUGAGGACUACCAUGGGGUUGACAUUGGAGUUGUUCGAGCAGUUCGUCUAUGGUAUGCCCCGCUUGUGGGAGAAAUUGCAAUUGAGAUCAAACUAAAAGAAGAUGACACAAAGCUUGGUUUUGCCAUCAGCCGCACAGAAGAGGGUUUCAUCUAUAUAUCAUCUGUUAUUGAUGGUGAUGAAAAUCUGCCUUCAACAAGAUCGGGACUCAGCACUCUAUACAAAGAAUCAGUGAGUGCAUCUAGGCUGCUGGUUGUCUCAAGAUUAUCAAAUCAGAAGGUUCUUCCAUGGAUGGUUUCUUCAACAGGAGCUGUUCGAUGCUUUGAUACUGUUUCCCUAAGUCAGAAGCUCUCGCUACACCGGCAUGCCAAUGUGCCAAUUCUAAUGCAUGUCUUCUUGUGGGAUCAAUCAUUGGUUUCCCAAGGUUUUGGCAAUGCCAGGCUUAGGGUUCCUUCUCCGUCAGUGUUACCAUUGCCACCCGAAGUUAGAUUAGCCCACCAACCUAAUGACAAUCAAAUAGUGCCUCUGCCACCUGAAGAACCAAAUGAGAGCAUAGCCACAAGCGAGCAGCCAGAUCGCAGACUACAGAGAGACACUGCUGGGGAGGUCUCCUUUAGAUUUCAUGAUUUUUCACUUCCUAACAACUGGGUGUGAUUUUUGUACCUCCUAUGAUGAUUCUAUGCUUCAUGGUGUAUAUAUCAAAAAAUUUUACGGGAAGCUGUGUCCUUUGAUCGAAGCUAGUUACAAUUAGAUAGCUUGAUCUAGAAAAUCCACUGAACUCGUAUAUAUAUAUAGCUUACACAUCAUGAUUAGAAAUUGAUACAUGGUUUUUGGAUGUACUUUUACAUUGUUGGUGUGUAUAAUACAGGAACUUUGUGGCA